AAUGCCAUGGAUGACGUGAAGACUACAAAGUUGUUGAUUCAGAAGCUAAGAGAUAAUGGUUGGAGCAAGCUAAAAACUGAUGUGCUUUCAUUUUGUGCAAAACAUGGAGUUAAAACUCCAGACUUUGCUUCUAAAUUCUAUCCCGCUGAUUUUGAAGAACAAGAAAGGGAGAUUUUGAGAUGUCAAUUGCGGCAUUAUGAGCAUGAUAUACUUGUACAUCCAAAGUUUCAGAAUUUGACAACCAUAUCAGAGCUUUGUCAACAACUUGCAGCUACCGGAAAAAAUGAUGAUUAUCACUUGAUUGAUAGAUUGAUUCGCCUUGUUCUUACUUUACCGGUCUCAACCGCAACUACCGAACGUGCGUUUUCUGCAAUGAAACUUGUGAAAACAAGGCUUCGGAAUAAAAUGGAUGAUGGAUUCCUGAGAGAUUGCUUGGUAACAUACAUUGAAAAGGAGAUUGCUGUUGGAAUAUCGACGGAUGCAAUUAUAGAUGAGUUCGACGAAGCACCUCGUCGAGUGGACUUUAAUUGAGAAGUGUUAGUUGCUCUAUCUCGUGUUAUCUAGAUAGUUACUUUCAGUAAUAUAUGCAAUUGUACAUCCUUUUGUCAUCAUCAGC
This is a messenger RNA of Lolium rigidum, 616 nucleotides long. RefSeq lists its product as uncharacterized. The coding region runs from base 7 to 531 and encodes 174 amino acids. Gene Ontology annotation, molecular function: protein dimerization activity. The record is from RefSeq and is a predicted model, not a curated record. NCBI's taxonomy places the organism in Eukaryota, Viridiplantae, Streptophyta, Magnoliopsida, Poales, Poaceae. The transcript has 3 exons.